Messenger RNA from Dibothriocephalus latus, 205 nucleotides. The record is from the annotation of a GenBank genome assembly. NCBI's taxonomy places the organism in Eukaryota, Metazoa, Platyhelminthes, Cestoda, Diphyllobothriidea, Diphyllobothriidae.
UGGCAAUGAGACCCUGGACCCCACAACAACAGGACCAUCACCACCAACACCACCUACUCUUGGAUACGACAGUCGCCUUGGUGAGCCCACAGUCUAUGCCCCGGUGAACCCUGCCACUCGUAUCCACCAGGGCAAAGCGAGCAUUGCCUAUGCAGAGUUUCCCGCGGCGCAGACGGCGGCAACUGUUCCUCCGCGCAAGAACAAG